UCCGUCAGCCUUCGUCUCGCUGGUGCAGGUGCUCCGUCUCAACGAGAGGAUGCGAACGGAGAGAAGGGGAGGGAAAGAAUGAAGGAAAGAGCCGAGGAAAAAGUGUACAGGGCAUGAAUAUAAGGGUAUCAACAGCAGAUCGCGCGUUCACCGUUCAGGGGGCUCGGCUAUGAAAGAUUUAUUGAAAGGGGCACUUUGAGAUAUGAUGAGGUUUCUUUCUGGUUGGCAAUAGUACUAUGAUUUGGUAUGUGGCCACUUUGAUAGCAAGUGUAUUCAGCACCCGCGGAACGGCAGCUCAAGGUGCCCACGGAGUCAGAGAGGAGCCCCAGUUUGUGACGGCACGCGCUGGAGAGAGCGUCAUCCUGGGAUGUGACGUGGCCCACCCCCUGAACGGCCAGCCCUAUGUGGUGGAGUGGUUCAAGUUUGGAGUGCCCAUCCCCUUCUUCAUCAAUUUCCGCUUCUACCCUCCUCAUGUCGAUCCGGAGUACGCUGGUAGAGCCAGCCUGCAUGGCAAGUCCUCGCUGCGGAUCGAUCAGGUGCGCUCCGACGACCAGGGCUGGUACGAGUGCAAGGUCCUGAUGCUGGAGCAGCAGUAUGACACCUUCCACAACGGCAGCUGGGUGCACCUCACGGUGAACGCCCCUCCCACCUUCACGGACACGCCCCCGCAGUACGUGGAGGCCAAGGAAGGGGGCAGCAUCACCUUGAGCUGUACUGCCUUUGGGAACCCCAAGCCUGUGGUCAGCUGGCUGAGAGAAGGGGAGCUCCUGGGGAACAGUGGAAAAUACAAGGUAAGCGAUGGAAGCCUGACGGUCCUGUCAAUCAGCCGGGAGGACAGAGGGGCCUACACGUGCCGGGCUUACAGCGUCCAGGGAGAGGCCAUCCACACCACACGCCUGCUUGUCCAAGGACCACCAUUUAUUGUGUCACCACCAGAGAACAUAACAGUAAACAUAUCCCAGGAUGCAUUCUUCACCUGUCAAGCUGAGGCGUACCCUGGAAACCUGACGUACACCUGGUUCUGGGAGGAAGAUAACGUCUUCUUCAAGAAUGAUCUGAAGCGCAGAGUGAGAAUUUUGAUUGACGGGUCACUCAUCAUCUCCCAAGUCAAACCAGAGGAUGCUGGGAGAUACACCUGCAGUCCCAGCAACAGCCUCGGCCGCCCGCCAUCUGCAUCGGCAUACCUGACAGUACAGUACCCUGCGAGAGUGGUGAACAUGCCACCGGUCAUCUACGUGGCCAUCGGCCUGCCAGGGUUCAUCCGCUGCCCCGUGGACGCCAACCCACCCGUGACCUCAGUCAGGUGGAAGAAGGAUGGCCUCCCUCUGAGAGUGGAGAAGUACCCCGGCUGGAGCCAAAUGGACGAUGGGAGCAUUCGAGUGGAAGAGGUGACAGAGGAUUCUCUUGGCACCUACACCUGUGUGCCUUACAACGUCCUGGGUACCAUGGGACAAUCCCCCCCGGCCCCCCUGGUGCUAAAGGAUCCCCCCAAAUUCUCUGUGGUACCGGGAGGGGAGUACCGGCAGGAGGCUGGGAGAGAGUUGGUCAUCCCUUGUGAGGCCGAGGGAGACCCGUUUCCAAACAUCACAUGGAGAAAGGUAGGGAAGCCCAGCAGAAGCAAGCACAACGUCCUACCGAGAGGCAGCUUACAGUUCAAAUCCCUCAGCAAGGAGGACCACGGGGAGUGGGAGUGUGUCGCUACCAACGUGGCCACGAGCAUCACUGCCAGCACGCAUCUCCUCGUGAUCGGCACAAGCCCACAUGCCCCGACCAACGUCCAUGUUUCGGCCUCGACGACCUCGGCAAACGUCUCUUGGGAGCCUGGAUACGAUGGCGGAUAUGAACAGACAUUCUCAGUCUGGUACGGCCAUGUGGUUAAGAGGGCGCAGCUCGGGCCCCACGACUGGCUGUCCAUGCCCGUGCCCAGCUCUCAGAACUGGAUGCUGGUGCAGGGCCUGGAGCCGGAGACUGCGUACCAGUUCAGUGUCCUGGCUCAGAACAAGCUGGGGACAGGCCCCUUCAGCGAGGUCGUCACUGUGAACACACUAGUAUUUCCUAUAAGUACCCCUGAACCAUUGGUGCUGCUUACCCCACCGAGGUGCCUCACAGCCAAUCGGACACAGCAGGGAGUCCUAUUGACAUGGAUCCCUCCAGCCAAUCACACGUCACCACUCGAUCGUUACAUCAUGGAGUUUCGCCUUGGAGAGAGGUGGGAGGUCCUGGACGAUGCCAUCCCCGCUGGAGAGACAGAGCUGCUAGCAAGAGAUCUUGUCCAGGACUCGUGGUACGAGUUCCGUGUGAUGGCCGUCAUGGAGGACCUGACCAGUGAGCCCAGCAACGUAGUGGGAGUUUCGAGUACGGAUUUCUUCCCUCCAGAGAUGGCUGAUGAUGGGCUGGCGCGGCCUGUGGUGGCCGGCAUCGUGGCCACCAUCUGUUUCCUGGCAGCCGCCAUUCUGUUCAGCACACUGGCGGCCUGCUUCGUCAACAAGCAACGUCGGCGCAAGCUCAAGAGAAGGCGAGAUCCCCCUCUUUCGAUAACACACUGCAGAAAGAGCGUUGAAACUCCGUCCUCUGGGAAGGUGAGUCCAGAAAGUGUCCGCUCCCUCCCGCCAUCUGAGUCCUCAGAGGAUGGCCGUGGAAGGAAGCCUCCCCCGAGCCCUGGCAAAGAGAAGGAGCUGUCCCUCUACAAGAAGACCAAGAGGGCCAUUACCAGCAAGAAGUACCCCGUCGCUAAGCACGAGGCCGAAGCCACCACACCCAUUGAGCUGAUCAGCCGCGGCCCUGAUGGCCGCUUCGUCAUGGACCCCACUGACAUGGAAACCUCCAUCAAGCCCAGACGCAUCGAGGGCUUCCCCUUUGUGGAAGAGUCUGAUUUGUACCCUGAGUUCCGCCAGUCGGAUGAGGAAAAUGAUGAUCCCGGGCCCAUGCCCCCAGUUAUGGCCACGCUCAGACCCCACCAGAUCUCCCCAAUAUCCUCCAGCCAGGAGUCCUACAUGCAGCCCCCAGCCUACAGCCCCCGGUUCCAGAGACCCAUGGAAGGUAUGACCAUCAUGGAGAGCAGCCGGCUUCAGGCCAUGGGGCAGAUCAGAGCCUCCCAGCACCACAGGGUCUAUACCCAUGGCCAGUUCUACGGCUACCUAGGCAGCCCAGGGGAACCUGAGCCUCCACCUCCCUUCUACAUGCCUGAAACCAGCCCGCUUAGUUCUGUCAUGUCUUCACCUCCUUACCUGCCCGAGGGGCCCUUUGGUCAUCCCACUAUUCCAGAAGAGAUUGGUGAAGGGGAGAUCCAACACUAUGCCUCUUCUGGCAGCACCCUUCCACUGACACACGUCCCUUCCUCUCGUUCCCCAGAGAUCUGGCAGCACCCUGAUUUCCCUUUCACCGGUCUAGAGGGACCCCACUUUAUUUUUCCACCACACCACCCUUUGCAUCUUCACCGGGACCCUCUCCUGCCUCCUCCUCAUUUCCUCCCUCCCAGUAGCUUCCAGCCCUCCUCUCUCCAGGCUCCCUCUUACCCUGGUGUCCUGCAGCUGGAGGCCCCAAAGAGCCGCCCAGGCAAGUCUCCCAGCAAGGUCAAGCCUCAGGGCCUUCCAGCCAAGCAUUUACCUAUGCAAGGGGCACAGAGUUUAGGGCAGCUAAGACACACGAGCCACGGUAUGGGUGUACCGGUAUUGCCUUACCCUGACCCGGCACCCUACAUGGGCGGCCCAAGCACACUCGGUAGCCUGGACACCCGGUGGUACGAGCCCGGGCCUCGGCUCAGCCCCAGGGCAGCCCGCAGGAUGGAACCCAUUGCGCAUCAGGUGGUCCUCCAGCCGUCGCGACUCUCCCCACUGACCCAGAGCCCCCUGAGCUCGCAUGAGGGCUCCCCGGAGAUUGUAGUCCGUCCCCGGCCUCGCCCGGGCAUCAUCCAGCCCUCCAUACCUCCAGAGAUGUCUGAGAUCACCCUGCAGCCUCCUGCUGCGGCCAGCUUCUCCAGGAGGUCGUCUCCCUCCUCCUCACCUGCCCAAGGCCAGGGUAGCAGGCGGGCAAGCCCCAGCUACCGCUCCCACAUGGCUUUUGCCACUACUGCGACAAGCUAUCCGUCCCAGUCCCCGUCACCCCCCAUGGAAAGCAGCAACGUUUUUGGGCAGAUGCCAUCCCAGAGGAGGACAGACGAGGAGAUGCUUCCAUCAGAGCCCUCUCCACCUCAGUUGUCAGCUUCUGGAAAACGUCUAGGUGCAUCGAGUGCCCCUGCAGGGUCUGAGAGGAUUGAAGCACUGAGAUACCAACGUGUAAAAAAAGCCAAGAAGGUGGCCAUCAACAACAACAACUCUAAAUCGAGAAGAAAAACAGGUAUGGCCACCUCUCAGACCCAGCAGCUCCACGCCUCUCAGGUACUCCAGCCCGAAGAAGCUCUCUACCUCCGCAAGAAGAAGAAAAGGCCGGCCAGACAGGACCCAUAUGCCCGCUUCUCUGCCCUGCUGUACCGUCGCCCACCCCGGGAAGACCAGAAAGCUAUUCUGGCCAGCAUGGAUACAGGGGACCCAGACCAUGCCACUCUCCUCUGAGACCGCCCAGCCAAAACACCUAACCCCCCCCCACCUCUCCGAGAGCCGCCGGUCCUGCCAUGUGACCCUCCAACAAAUACCACCAAACUUGGCCCAGCGACUCACAGGUUGUUGUCAACAUGCAGAACCAAUGGUUUCACCUUUGUGGUUGUUGUUUUUUUUGUUUCAGUGAUCAAAUGAAGAGUGCUUUUUCCUCGGUUUCCAAAGUUUUACUCCAGUGCAAAACACACUACCAACACAAAAUUAGAGGAAAAGAAAUUAACUGAGACAUACUUUUUAAAAGGCUACCUUUAUUUCCAGGGGAGCAGAUUGGAGGUAAAGUGUGAAAAUUGAGACGGUAGAAUGUAUUUAAAUUUUUAGUCAGUUGAAAUUGUACGUUUGACCUGUUUUGCUUCCAGAAAAAAUAAUAUCACAGUAUUACUACCAUAUUUUGACAAGAAGCUUAGCUUGGUGCUGCUGUAAUGUAACCAACCAUCACAGGACUUAUUAACCUAAAUUUUAGUGGGUCACCGUUUACAGCCAUAUUUCACACUGCUCACAUUCCGUCACAUGCUUCAGUCUGCCAGCAGUCCCCUCCUUUGGGGACGGUCACGUCAUUAGUAGAACACAGGGUUUUUGCUUCUACACUAUAUACCUCAGAGUAGCGAACAGUUUACCACAGACUAGGUUUUUGUAACGGACUGACACACACUAUCCCAUAGACACAUUUUAUUUGUAUAUUUGAUCUAUAUUCCUUUUUAACUGAAUUUAAAACCUAUAAAUACGUAAAAUAACUCACAUUGUUGGUUAAUUUGAUGUUACGUAUCUGCUAUAAGACACACUAAUGUUUCUGUAAAAUAAUAAGAGCAUGUUAAUGUGAAAUGUGAAUGUGAAGCAUGUUAAUUCAGAAAGCAGACAGACCUUUCUGAAAUACAGAGAUUGUCUUUGAAUGGUCAGUCAAUACACCAGAACCAGCCCUUGAUUGCUAACUUGCACCGCAGUAGAGUGCUUUGUGUUUUCAAGAAGCAGGAAAGGCUUUGUAAAAGACAGCACAUACCUACGUUUUAACAAAAAUUAAGAGUCAUUCCCUUUGCUGUAGCCAAAACCCUGGCUAAUUCAACCAUUGACACCAUAACCAUGAGAGAAAUGUAGUCAAUGCAGUACAAAUAAAAACAUUUCAAGCAGUUUAUCAUGAUAAUUACUGUUGAAGCCUUCACUUUCCCACAUUUGUUUUAACUGUUGGUCUGGCUUGUUUGCUUCUUGAAAGUUUCUGUUUCUUAAAAAAAGCCAAUUGCACUGGAGCAAAAUCUUGGUUAUGGUGCUCUGCAGAUAUAUAUCUUUGUUGUCACAUGUUGUGUGUUUCCUUGUACUGUUAAACAGUAAGUUUAGCUGAGAGGGCUACUAUCCCUAAACACAAAAAGUACUAUAGUAAUGCCAAAAAUACUACCACUUCCUUAAUCAAUAAAAACAACAAAUGUACUGUACUGUGAGGAGGAUAGGAUUUUGUGCCAUAAUAUACUAUAGUAUUUUUUCAUUUAUACAAGGGGGCCCUACUUUAAUUCAUAGAAGGCUUCUUUGGGCCUCACUAGGGCUCAAUUGUAUCUGGUUGCCUGUUUCACAUUUGUCUUCUGCGCUGUCUGUUUUAUUUGGAACCCUAAAAGAACUGCCUUCACUGGCCAUUUUUGUAGCCUUGAAAUUCAUUGGGUUAAUUUGGUUGUUGUUUUGUCAUUACAUUGUGGAGCUGCCUUCUGCAGGCAUUUCCAAAGCUCUCCUGCCUACGGUCCGUGAAGAUGCCGCAAACCUGUCAAGAGGUGCAACAAUUCUGUGGGAUAGCAGGGCUACAAAAGACCGCCUGCAGCAGCUGAAGUGUUCUCAUUUACUUCUCGACAUCAGAGGGUGCUUAAUCUGUGUAGAUUUGUGUGUAUCCUCCAGUAGGAGUGGAUAUAUGUUGUGACUGGUCUACACUUUGCCGUUGUGUAUUGGCUGUAUUGGGAUUAUGGUUCCACUGAGUGCUCUGCUGUCACCUCCUGUGCAGCUGUGCUGCAGAUGCCGCAUGCUGGUUUGGGCUGUGUGUUGUCAAGAGAGGUCAGCGUGACCAGAGGUGUGUUUUACAGAUUGUGUCAUGUUUUAUUGCUCAUGAUCUGGUGUCAGCUAGUUGAUCCUGCUGACCCCCUUCUGCGGUCACACCACAAAAAACACAGCCUGCCCUCUUGACGGGGUCGGAUUUGAAAGUAAGUUAUAUGCUCAAAGUCGUCAGUCAGAUGACAGUCGGACAGUAUGUUCAAAGUCAGAUGACGGUUAUCGAGUCGGGCAGAUACAUACUUGACACUGUGGGCAGAGACAUCACACCCCCCUCUCAGCUGAGCUCUCCAUGAGGGAAACCAAAGGGAACCAGGGCUGCGACCAGCCUGAGUGAGGGCUAA
Messenger RNA from Megalops cyprinoides (Indo-Pacific tarpon), 6952 nucleotides. It is a transcript of the gene igsf9bb, whose product is annotated as immunoglobulin superfamily, member 9Bb. The record is from RefSeq and is a predicted model, not a curated record. NCBI's taxonomy places the organism in Eukaryota, Metazoa, Chordata, Actinopteri, Elopiformes, Megalopidae. Gene Ontology annotation, molecular function: protein binding. The coding region runs from base 237 to 4550 and encodes 1437 amino acids. Gene Ontology annotation, biological process: cell-cell adhesion. The transcript has 20 exons.